UGUUAGACACUCCGCCGCUUCCUGAUCCCGCUGGCUCCGCCCCGCUCCCCUCCCGCAGCUCAAGCCGCGACGCCCGCCCCGGCCACACAGCGGCGGCGGCGGCGACGGUUUUUCAAGUCGCCCCCGUGGCGACGGAUGAAUUCAGGGUCCCCCCUGCCUCGAGGGAUGGUCGCUGCCCGCCGCCCACAACGACCCGAAAGGCCGGGCAGGAAAGCGAUGCCCCCACUGCGUGCCCUCUGCCCUGCGGCUUGUCCCCUGACGCACCUCCAAAGACUGCGUCCUGGUUUCUUUAUGACAGUUUCUGCAGGUCUCUCUGAGGUUUUCUUGCUUAAUCUCCUGCUCAAGCAAUGCUGGAACUGGGAAGGUUGUCCCUUCUCCAAUAAGGAGAUCCCUCUGGACUUGGCCCCAGGAGACUGUCAGAAAUACAGGUGAAUUUUCUUCGUGCCUUUCACUCUCAAUAAACCCCCACGAGGCAGAUGGCUAUGCAGGUGGAACUGAUCUGUGUUGGUCUUCACUGUUUUAUGACACCCUGACCUAUGCAUUUGUGGGGACAAGUGUCUUUUGUCUCUCACAACACCUUUGCAUGUAAUGCCUGAUACCAUGGAAGACAAGAGCGUUGCUGGGAGAGUAACACCGGCGAGGCACAGCGUGUUGCCCCCUGUCCCACCUCGUGGUACCUGGCCAGGGACUCCCUGCGCACAAGGUGAUUAGUUCCAGACCUGCAGCCUGAAACUUUGAGGCCUGCAGGUGAACUGCCACCAGUACCUAGGGAAGAUAAAGUUUCCAGAAGGUGAGGAAUUAACCUGAGAGUACUGGCCUUCAUUGUCUGGGACUGCACCUGCUAGGAAUUAGGAGUCUCCAAACUUUAAAACAAACAGAUAAACUCCUUCUGUGGUGUGGCAGUGUUACUGAGUACCCUCAGAUCGCUGCCAUGCUCCAGUGACAGCUCUUUAGUACAAACUGAAAUGUUUUCAUUAUAAUGUCAAGUGCUUUGGGAUCCUUCUUGGCUAAGAUCACAGAAAGAACAUGGAAUCAUAUAAACCAUGCUUUUUAGUUGACAACACUAUAGUCUUACUUUUAACAUAUAAUAAAAGCAAAUGACAAACUGUUUGUUUCUAAUCAGAAUAAAAAGAAUGUAACAAAAUCUAAGAAAGUAAGAACAUUUUUUACAGUUCAACUUUGUACAUAACCUUUUUCCAUAGAUUACCAAUGGCUGUAAGUAUCAGAACUUAAUUAAAGGUAUAAUAGUAAUUUGAGAGGAAAAUCCAGGCACAGUCUGUGAACUGUUUGCUAUUAUAAUGAUAAUUAACGAUGUAAAUAUUGAAGUUAAAGAACACUUAAUCUCUCCUUUGUCUGAGCUAUAUGCAGAUUUUUACAGUUGUUGAUGGCCAGCUAUUGCUAUGUAACAUAUCCAGCAAGCUUCAGCACAGAGAGGCUGUUCAUCGUGAUUUCUGUUUAUUACCUUAGCUUCAAACACAGGUAAUUUGCACUGUUAUAAGUCAUAUUUUAGAGCUUUUUUGCUUGCGUGCCAUGAAAUUCUGCAUUAUUACAAUUGUAUCAGAAACCGUUUCUCACUUCUGAAUUGCCAACAUAGACAAAUGGCAUUACAUUUUUCUAUCUAUAGACUCUAAAUUGAGUCUGUUAGUUUGUAUUCCAUUUCUCCUCUAUAAUUUUCAUACAGCUCACGUCACCAUAUGACCUGAGAGCCUUCCAGAAAUAGGUUACAGAACUGCAGAAUCGUAGAAUUGUUUGGGUUAGAAAGGAACUUAAAGAUCAUCCAUUUCCAACCCCCCUGCCAUGGGCUGGGAGACCUUCCACUAGGUCAGGUUGUUCAAAGUCUCAUCCAGCCUUGCCUUGAACACUGCAGCUGUCACUUUUAUCACAAUUCAUUUUUUUCCCUCUUUCCUAAAGUAUUGUUCAGAUUGGAUAUCUUUGUUUUCUGUAUUGAAAUAAAUAGGUAUAGAAGCCUUCUAUUUGAAAUGCAACACAAUAAAAUCCCCAGUGCUUUUUCUUCAUGUUCUAGAUCCAGUCUUUAGGAAAGCUCUGUGGAUGGAUGAAUAGAAAUAAAAUUAUUUCCUAAUCCUCCGGUGCUAGGAUUUUCAGGAAAUAUUUAAAUGAGGUUCUUGUAAAGCACACUUGCAAGUAAUCAGAAAGAAGACACUACGUUGUCAGAAUUUGAAAGAAAAAUUAUAGAAGACUAACAAUCUCUUCUGCUAAAGGCGAUAUUUUCUCACAUGAAUGUAUAUAUUAAAAAAACCCAAAAAGUGUUGGUAAGCAUUCUUUUUGCUCUCUGGUGCCUUUGUUUGAAUUAACUUUGAAAAUAUGUAACACCUAGGAAAAUGAUCAUGACCUAUGCUGGUAACAUUUUUCUGUGAAAGUAAUGUGCUGCUGUGUUAAUACCCCAGUGUUGUAAUCUCUUCGAAACGAAUACACUAUUGGCUUGAGUCAUGCUGAAGUAGCAUCUGUGAAGCAUCUUUUUCUACCUUAAUAGGAACCUUCUGCAGCUUCAAAUGGAUGGCACCUAGUCAAACAAAUAGGACUUCAUCAAGUUCCUGUUCUGUUGGACAUGUUAGCACACAGGCUGCUGUACUGAGUCUGAGUGUCACAAAGCAAUUGGAUUGAGUCUGGCUGGGCUCAAUUAGCAGAGUAAGGCAGGGUCUCUUUGUAACCACUGUAUGAGCAGCUUAAUUCUGUAGACUGUUUAUAGUCUCCUCCAUGCCUCAAGAAGCACGAAAUAAAGCGCAAAAACUGUUUUGACUGGAAAUUCAACAAGUCAGCAACAGAGGGGAGGAGUCAACUGGAAAGGAAAUAGGAGAUAAUGAAGAGGACGGUGACUUUCUGUAGAGGCUUUUGGAAAUGAAGAUGUGUAAGUAAUGUUUGAUGCACUUCAGAAGAGGGAACUAGCAGAAUGCUUCAAAGAGAGAAGUGAUGUGGUCAAAGUAAUGAUCUAUGUAAAUAAUCUUGGGUUGUGGUUUUAGGUUUGCUAAUUCCAGGGCUGUGCACAGCCCAGUCUCCCAGCAGUACUAAACUGACCUGGAUCAGGUAUGGCCAUGGUGUCACAUUGCUCUUGCAUUAGCUUCUGCCCAUGCUACAGGGUUUUUGUUCUGCCUCUGGAAGAACUGACAAUAACUGAUCUGGCUUUAAUGUCUGCUGGUACAAAAUUCUCCAACACUUUUUCUGAACAAAUUUGAAUCAGUAGAAUGAGUUAAAUUGCAUUAGUGGUUUGCAUUUGAUGGCUGUGGUGUAUUUGAUCAUUAUUAGGAGGCCUACAGUCGACUUUACUCUUAUUGUCAGAUCAUGGCAUUUGCAGCAUUUAAUGACUGUUGUUUUACAAGCUAUGUUGGUUAAUGCUGAAAGGGGAUGUAUUGGGGCAGUCUAGGCAUGGAAGCAAGAAACCUAAACAAGGGUCUUAGUUGCAUUGAUGGAUCAAAUGACUGUGUCUUAAAGAUGCCAUAUAGAAGAAGUCUAAAGUUAAGAUGUACCUCGGGUGCUAGGAUCUACAAAGAGGUUUCAGGUAGAACAAUUGACAUACAAGCUCGAGUGGCAGGUAGGCCGGUGAUGUUAUCCACAGAUAGGCAUAAGGAAGACGGUAAGAGGACUUUCAGAGAAGAACCGUGCUCUAGCUCUGAUGAGCUUUAAUUUCCUGUUAAUCAUCCAGAGAAAAGGGGGAAAGGCUGCGAUUUGAGUUUGGAUAAAGGGAGAUAGCCCUGGGGAAAGAAACACACCUGCAAAUCAUCUGCAGAGAGAUUUCAGUUGUAUUUGUAUUUUGGAUGAGAACUUGAAGAUGAUGUGGGAGGAGAAAACCAAGGAUACUGACCUGUGAGAAAGCACGAGGACAGUCUGUCAAGGAAUACUUGGAAGGAAGGCUUAAAUAGGUAAAAGGAAAAGAUACUAAGUGAAUCAUGGUUGAUUGUGUCGGGUCAGAGAGGAUGAGAUUUAAAUACAAUUUUUUUUUACUCUGUUAAUGCAGAGUGGAAAUGGAGAGGCCAUUUGCUAGAGAGGAAAGUGGGAGUAGGUCAAGGCUUCUAUUUAUUUAUACCAUUUCCUAUUUUUGAGGAGAAAUUGAAGCAGAAGUUGAACCAAGAAGAUGAUGUCAUAUUUUAGCCAUAUCCUUUUCUUUUUUUAAUAUUUUGGCUUGUGGAGUUUAUUACCUCUAGUAGGAAUCAGAUGGUUUCUGGGCUUUUCCUCUUUUGCUUACUAAUUUCGCAGUCCAGAAAGGUGGAAAAACAAGCAUUGUUCCCUCAAACAUUGCUCCUCAGGGCUUUUCAUCUAAAGAUGUAGCUUUAGUGCACAGCUGAGCCAAUCUAAUGACUUGUGCCCACUUAAAGGUGGCUUUAUUCUUCAUGGGCAUGUUCUGUCCCUUUCUUGUGUACUGAUGCUGCGACUCAUUGGACCUGUUUGUCUACCAGUUUACUGAGUUCAUUUGGCUCCUGGAGGUGUCAUAUUGUGUGCCAAAAUUGGCACAGGCUAGGCAGGAGCGCCCAGCUGGGAGUGGAGUUUCUGGAGAUGAGGAAUGUCACCUUCUCAGCAGCAGUUAACUGCGAGGCCAACUUAGCGUGUCUUCUGGAACUGAACCAGUGGGGUAAGUUAAGCAGGUCUUCAAGAAAUGGAAUUGUGAAAUUUCUCUCUACAUAAGCAAUGAAAAAGUUGGCAAUUAAUGAAGAAAUACAUUGAUGAUGAAUGUUACUAUAACUCAUCCUCAUGGGAUCAAUCUGGCAGCCCACACCUCUGAGAGCUGGUUGUUUUCAGAUUCUUUGCAAAACCUGCAAAUUCUAGCAGAUCACUGUGGUGAGUUACCACUGAUUCAUCUUUUGGCUUAGGAUGGAGUUUCACUGAGAUAUGGUUCUAUGGUAAGCUAGUCCAAGGUGUUAAACCAGAAGAAAACUGUAUUUUUUGGUUUGCUAGCUUUCUGCUUGCUUAAUUCCUUGAAUCAAACUGUUACCAGUGUUUGCAGAGUUGAAGCAGUAGAAAAGUGCCUCAGUAGAAGGAGAAGCCUUUUCAGUUUUCAAUAGGAGCUAAACCUUCUAUCCACCUUGUUGCAGCAUGAAACCCCACCUCUAGGAUGUGCCUUCACAGUUGAUCGAAACUGAUCUCAUUCUGACUUUUUUGAUUAAAGAAGCGGUUCUACUGCCUCCCUGGUAUCAGCCCUGUUAAAACAAACCCUGCUCAAAAUGACUUGUUUGAAUAUGUAGUCAUGGGGUUACUAGCAUUGACAGAGGAAGAUAAAUCACAUUAGGAGUUGAAAUGUGAGUCUUGGCUUUCUUCUGCAGCUUGGGAUGGGGACCCAGGAAGUGUUAUUAAUGAGCUAGUGGGGACUACACGCAGUGCUCUGCUCAUUUUCUGCUAACAGCAAUUUGAGUCCUGACUGGAGACUUUCCUUUCAUAUUCCACUGCCAUUGAUUUUUCUUUGAACACCAAGUAAUUUACCCUUGUCUUCUCCCUGUUAAAAGAUGAGCUAAUCUAAUAGAAAAAUAAUUUUUAUUCUGUGAUCAUCAGAAGUGAAGCCUGGUUUCCUAUGGACUAGACCUGAUGUGGCACUGCUGUGUGGGUUCUGUAUGUAUAUUAAGCACUGUCUGCACAUCACUUGCCUUUUUUUGCGUGAUGGAUUUAUUAGGAUUUGUUUCAUCUGUUUGGUCUGCAUUUCACAGAAGCUACCUUUGUACAAAUUUAGAUGAGAUUGGGCAAUGGCUUAAACAUGCUUUCUAGGCAAGGAAAUGGGGAGAAGAGGGAGCCCACAGGCAGAAACACCAACAGUGUAAUUGCAUAAGCCUUCUUUCCUUAGGAAAUCAGGCUAAAAAUGAGCCUUUUGACGGAGGCCUCUGCUGAGAUUUCAAAUCAGGCUACAGAGAGAGAGAAAUAAAUCUUGUUGUUUAACAUGUAAAGGCUUAUAGUUACCUGUUGCAACAGAUUUCUCUUAAGUAAGGCUAAGCCAGCAGUUGGUGUCUACUGACUCGGUUACCUUCCUAUCUUCAGCAAUGUCCCCAUCAGGCUUUGGGAAUUUGCUUUUUUUGCCAAAGUGCACUCAUGCAUCAGUUGCUUUCAUUUAUUUUUAAUUUAACCUUUAUACUUGAAUAAAUGGCAAUGUAGGUAGUAAGACAAGCUGUUAGAGACUCAUGGUUUACAGGACUCCUUGUCAGUGAUGCCAUGAAAAAUAAAGGCUUUAGGUGCAGCCAAGGACCCAAUCCUGUUACUGUAGAAAAGUUAGACUUGGUGAUUCUAUUAUAUAGCACCUUCUCUUUGAGACUUACACUGUAUAGUAAAUGCUGUGUUAUUUUAUUGUUUUCUUCUGUAACUUUAUACUUAAGCUCUUAUUACCUUAGAAACUGAAAUGAACAAUUUGUAAAAGGAAAAACUGGCCUAUUUCUGAUUUCUGUGUGGAUGACAGUUUAUUACAAAUGGGUGCAACUAUGAACAAACUUUGUAGUUUUGUUCAGAUUUUGUUGCUAUUCUGAGCUCACUUUGAGCUCUGAUUCUCUUACAAAUGCCUUCCCUACCCCAGGCACAUCAGUUUCUUCAGUCUCCUUCCAGUCACUCAGACCUUGAAAUAAGUCCGCUGUGUUCCUAGAUGUUAACUUUUUUCCUUGAACUAGUUUACAGCUGGAUCAGUUCCCCGAUUCUCUGACCCUGUCAUUACAGAAAUGCUGGUGCUGGAGCAAGGGAGCAGGGAGGGAGCAGUUAAUCGGGUUGAACAGGAAAUGUCGGACUGCCCUUCCAGGUGGCACUCCAGGUUUAUGUUGGAUUACAGUACCAGUGGAAAAAAAAACCAUUAUACAUGGCAGGGGGAGAGAGGGAACACAUCCAUCUGACUGCUGGAACUCUGUUGGAUUCAGACUUUUUCUCCUGAGCACCUGAUGCACUAUUCCCCUAAGCAUGAGUCAUAUGAUGAGCUUCAGAAUUGCACUGGUGCCUGUUCCAUGAUGUCCAUUUCAACUGGUCAGCUGUGUCCAGUGCACAGGAGCAUAGGGGAUGGAUGGAGAAGCUGUGGCCAGGCUGUCACUGUAAGGGCGAUGCAGCCCUUCCCUGUAGAGGAGAAUGAACCAGAGCUAAGAUGUGCGAGUUACUACAGUGGGGCGGAUUGCACUGCUUCAUAACCCCCAGUCAAUAAAUAUAAAAAACCGUAACAUUUCUUCACUGUAGAGCAAGACUGAGGAGCUGUGCAGAGAGACUUGCUGUACAGGACUUGUGAUUCUCAGGUAUAAAGCAUUUUUAUGUUAAAAUACAGAAAUGAAUCAAUGAAAAAAAAGUUUCCUGAUGUCACCCCACCACUGGUGAGACCUGAAAUGAGUGCACCAUCCUGGGCUUAGAUCAGGUCCUUAGAACAGACAGCUGUUUAUGCUUGAAGUGCCUGGUCAUCUUAUUUCUGAUAGGGAGAGGGCCUUAUUUGCUCUGAGAAGUGUUCUGGAAACCAACUGUUUGUUAUCCAUUGGUCCUUACCUCAUUCCAGAGAUAAAAUUAAAAGGGGUGGUGGGGUGUUGUAAGUGAGUGUGCACCUAUAGACAGAAAAAAAUACUGCUUCCAUAGAGGUUUUUGCCUGAUGACAGCCAUUAGCUGCUUUGUUUCACCCCUUGGACAAUCAGUCUGCUAAAUUGCCAAGUCUCUGCUAGGGAGAGCCUCCUACCUUGAUUAUGACGUUGCAAGUGGCAAAGUUAGAACAAAACGAAGUUUAAUACCGACUGCCAAAAUACUUUAAAGCAGUAUUUCCUGUGGUUUCAGUAUCUCCUUUGACCAAAUGCAGCCAGCUUGGAUUCCAACAGACUGGGAAACAUUGGGAAUUGCAAAGGAAUUGGAAGAAAUUAGGUGUUCAGAUUCCUUUCUGUUGCAGUGGAAUUUGGGCUGGAAACUUGGUUUUGGUUUGACUAUCUUGACAGUAACCCUGAAUAUGGCAGCUGGCUGGUCAUUGUCCAUGUGGUGUACUGUCAUGGUCCUAACCUUCCUACUUGUUCCCCAAAUACCAGCUUUGCCAUAGUUGUUCCCCUGUUAAAGUUAAUCCUUUCCACUCAAUUUUUCUCUUUUUGUUUUCUUCCAGUUUGCCACUUUGGAGGUGGCUACAUUGUUUUUUAUACUCUGGUCUGCCUGUGUUUGCUUAUCAACCCCUUCCUAAUUGCAAGCUACAAGCUUAUCUCCUCACUUCAAAAAUCUUCUAAGACGAGCUCAUUUUCCUGUGGUUUUAUUCCCAUUGUUUAUGGGGCAGCACCUGUGCCUGCACACUCACCAGCUGCUGCUCCCACACUUGGCUGUGGUCACCCUGGCCCUGCCUACUUGCACUGCUCCCGUGUGGGACUGCGAGCAUCCACCUGGCCACCCAUGCGAGCCCUUGAUACGAGAAGUAGUUACUAUUAUAAAAAGUGGAAUAUUUUUGAUUUAAGCUAAAGUAAAGUUUCAUCCAAGUAAUUGUAAUUUUGUUGAAAGUUAGUCAGACUGUCCCUCUGAUAAGGUGUUUUCUUUAAAAUGGGUGUUUUUCCAAGCGCUAUCCAUUCUUUGAUGAUGAUAAUGUCUUGUGUGAUUUGUGCUGAACAGAGUCGUCUUCUGUGAUCACCUCUGCAGCCUUUCCCUCUCUCAAGUGUGAGAAUUAAUUGUAAGUUUGGCUACAGCUGGUUUGUAUUUUUAAUUAUCUUGUAAUGUAAAUCUGUCUUGUAUCAAGAGAUAAUAUGCAGACAAUCUCCAGACAUGGAUAAAUAACCUGAAAGAAUAAACACUGUCUUAGAGGUGCAAGAAUUUAUUGAUAUGCUUAAUUGUCUAUUAAGACGUAGUUGUUUUCGGUAAAGAGAUAACCUGUCUUAGGGCUGUGAGAAUUUAUUGAUGUGCUUAAUUGACUUGUGAGAUGUAGUUGUCUUGGGUCAAGAGAUAACCUGAAGGGAGUCUCCAGGCAUGGUUGGAUAGCCUAAAAAAAAUAUGUUCUUUUAAGGACUUAUGUGGUUCUUUGUAUAAAACUAGUAUAUAUACCUACUGCUUUUGUAAGAUGGGAUGCCUUUUUUAGAAGGGCAUCCGAUCCAGUGCUAAAUUGUAAAAUAAAAAUAUUGGUUUUGCUUCAGAGACUUUGUUCUUUUCAAUAUUUUACUGGUGAACAGGUAUUUCUCACAAGUGCAAGGUCAAGCGGUGAGCAGCCAGCUCCAAAUUAGCAAGAGAUCUGCCUGAUGUGAAGUUCAUAACAACAUUAGUCCUUGGAAAGUAAUAGAAUCUGCAUAAGAUUCUAUGCAUGGCUGGAGAAGUGGGCCUGUGAGAACCUCAUGAGGUUCAACAAGGCCAAGUGUAAGGUUCUACACUUGGGUCAGGGUAAUCCCUGGUUUCAGUACAUGAUGGGGGAUGAUGUGAUUGAGAGCAGCCCUGCAGAGGCGGCCUUGGGGGUGCUGGUUGAUGAGAAACUCGACAGGAGCCGGCAGUGUGUGCUCGCAGCCCAGAAGGUCAACUGUGUCCUGGGCUGCAUCAAAAGAAGUGUGGCCAGCAGGUCAAGGGACCCCUCUAUUCCUCUCUUGUGAAUCUUCAUCUGGAGUAUUGUGUCCAGUUCUGGAAUCCUCAACAUAAGAAGGCUAUAGAAUGGGUCCAGAGGAGUGCUACAAAGAUGAUCAGAGGGCUGGAGCACCUUCCAUAGGACAGGCUGAGACAAUUGGGGUUGUUCAUCCUGGAGAAGAGAAGGAUCUGAGGAGAUCUUAUAGCGACCUUCCAGUAAGCUGGGGAGGGACUAUUCAUAAAGGCUUGCGGUGAUAGGACGAGGGGGAACAGGUAUAAACUGGAGAGGGGCAGAUGUAGGCUUGAUAUAAGGAAGAAUUUCUUCACCAUGAGAGUGGUGAGGCACUGGCACAGGUUGCCCAGGGAAGCUGUGGAUGCCUCAUCCCUGGAGGUGUUCAAGGCCAGGCUGGAUGGGGCCUUGGGCAGCCUGGUCUGGUGGGAGGUGUCCCUGCUCAUGGCAGGGGAGUUGGAACUAGAUGAUCUUUAAGGUCCCUUCCAACCCAAACUAUUCUAUGAUUCUAUGAAUAUUUCUGGGAAAAAAUUGUAAGUGGGAAAUCCCUCCUGUUCCCAGCACUUGUCUCGCUGCACACCAUUGAUGGAGAUUGCUCCCUCGUGUUGCCCAGGCCCGACAAAGACUGCUUGCUUUGUAAAAGUCAAAAACGCGUCUUAAAGAGCUUUAAUUGCCGGCAUUUUCGCUAUCGCCCAGAGACACUUGGCAGGGACGAAGCGACGCGUUCCGGGAGCUGCCGUACAACAUGGCGGCACCCAUCACGCACUCACCCCUCUGUUCAUAGAGGGAGGAAGCAUCCGCCUCUUUAAGCCUCCCGGGUGUGCGCGGCCAUAACCCCGCCGGGGCGUUCCUGCUGCCGGACGCAGCCGUUCCGCGAGGACGCAGGCACUGUCCAUUCUUUGAAGAGGAUAAUGUCCUGUGUGCAGUGUGAUCUGUGUUGAGUAGAUGUGUCUCCUUCUGUGAUCACCUCUGCAGCCUUUCCCUCUCUCAAGUGCAAGGACGUAAUGAAAUCCUACAAUGCCGUUCUGAGUGGGUGAAGUGAAGAGGGGAGAAGUGGGAUAAAAAAAAUGCCGAAACAAACUGCAGUGACGAUUACUUUGGCGACCCUGCUGGGUCUAGCAGUAGGGGGACUGGCUUUGUGGAAGGCAACCCAGCGUCGGAAAGGAAAAACACGUGGUAGUAGCCAGCAAGAGAAGCCAGUUGUAGACUCAGGAGAUGAGAAACUGAUUGAGGCAGAAGACAAGGAGGUGCUUUCCUUCUUCAGAUCUCCCACUUUUUCCUUACCAAGGGAGGAGUCUCUUGGUACAGACAUAGUGAUAGUUUCAGAGCGGGAGGAGUGGGAUCGUGUUGAACCUUUGCUGAAGAAGGAGCUGGAGAAGUGGCCAGUGCUUGGAAUCGAUUGUGAGUGGGUAUCUGUGGAUGGAAAAGCAAAUCCUGUCUCCCUCCUACAGAUGGCUUCUUGCAGUGGCCUCUGUAUUCUUGUUCGGUUGCCCAGACUUGUUGCCAGUGGACAGAGUAUCCCAAAGACCCUGUUGGACAUCAUGGCAGAUAGCGCUGUGUUGAAAGUUGGGGUAGGAUGCUGGGAAGAUGCUUGCAAGUUACUUCACGAUUAUAGUCUUCCAGUCAAAGGGAGCGUGGAUCUCCGGUAUUUAGCCACGCGACAGCGGAAGGAUCUACUUGACAACUGCCUUAGCCUUAAGUCGUUAGCUGAAAAAGUCCUGAACUGCCCACUUGACAAGUCUCUUCAUGUGCGUUGCAGCAACUGGGAGGCAGAAGAACUGACGCAAGAUCAGGUUCUCUAUGCUGCUAGGGAUGCCCAGGUCUCAGUGGCUUUGUUCUGCCAUUUGCUGGGUUUUGCCAGCCUCUCUCCUACAUGUGAGGUUGAAGACUCUGCUACUGCUUGGGAGAAAGCACUGGGUAAAUGCAGGGGCUUGGUGGAUAUCCCAUUUAGAGGAAGAAAGAGUGACAGCACAGGAGAGGAGAAGAGUGGAGAGGGUCGCUCCCCACAGAAAACAAGGAAUCGGAGAUCUUUGGUGAAUGGCCAGCCCUCUGGCAGUCAGCAAGUGAAAGAUCCGCGGAGGCAGAAGCGAAAGCCUCUGGGCAUGGGAUAUUCUGCACGAAAAUCACCACUGUAUGACAACUGCUUCCUGCAUGCACCAGAUGGACAGCCCUUGUGCACUUGUGAUCGCAGAAAGGCUCAGUGGUAUCUGGACAAGGGGAUUGGAGAGCUAGUUAGCACAGACCCAUUUGUUGUGAAGCUGCGGUUUGAGCCUUCAGGACGUCCCGAAUCUCAAGUUGAUUAUUAUCUGACAGUCAAAGAGAACCUGUGUGUUGUAUGUGGCAAGCGAGAGUCCUAUAUCCGGAAGAACAUUGUUCCUCAUGAAUACCGAAGGCACUUCCCCAUCCAGAUGAAGGACCACAACUCCCAUGAUGUGCUCCUACUCUGCACAUCCUGCCAUGCCAUCUCCAAUUACUAUGACAAUCACCUGAAGCAGCAGCUGGCUGAGGAGUUUCAUGCCCCCAUCGGCUCUGAGGAAGGUGUGCGUCUGCUGGAGGACCCUCUGCGCAGGCAAGUGCGCUCGGGAGCCCGAGCCCUGCUCAAUGCAGACAGCCUGCCUGAGUCUCGAAGGGCAGAACUUCUGCAAAGCAUCAAGGACUUCUUUAACACAGAGGCAGUCACCCCAGAGAUGCUCCAGGAAGCAGCUAGUCUGGAAACCAGGAUCUGCAAUGAGAGCUACAUGCCACAUGGACUCAAGGUGGUGCAGUGUUUUGCUAAAGGAGGCCUGCGCUCCCUUAUGCAGUUGGAAAGACGGUGGCGGCAGCAUUUCUUGGACAGCAUGCAGCCCAAGCAUCUCCCAGAGCAAUGGUCGGUGGACCAUAACCACAUGAAGCUGAUCCGAAAGUAUGGGGAGGAUCUUCAGAUCAAGCUGUCGUGAAACUAACUUCCUGAACUUCUAGAUAGUGUCUAAUGGACAUAUGUAACUGAAGGUGGAAGGAUUGCUUUUAUUUCUGUGUCUCCAUUAACAUCUGAGCCUGGGUUUGCCAGCAGGCAGCAGUGGAUCUGCCAGAUUUGGCAUUUCAGAGAGUGAAAUCUGUUGACUUGAAUUUUCAGGUGGUUUGGAAUUUUUAAUCUUAGUCCGUCACUGACUAGUUCAGGGCAAGAGUGGUGUGCUAAGGGAAUGUAUCUUCUCAAAGUGACUAUAGAGAGUUGUUUUCUAGCCCUCAGGAUGGCUGGUGCCUCUGAACAAUCUUUCUUAACACAGAGCACAAUAAAUGAACAUUUCCAGCUUUUCCAACAGAUGCAUCUGCACCCUUAACUGCACCUUGAGAUUGUCCUGAUAAAAGUCUUUGCUUUCAGUGCAGUUGUACAUACAAGUUCUUCUCAGAGAAGACUCCCUGCCAGAGAGAGAUUCUUUGUUUGGAAGUGGCAAAGAAACCUUGCCUUUUUUUGCAGAUUCAGAGCUGUAUCAGCAUUGUAGAUAGGCCUCUGAGCUUCCAGGUGGCAGGUGCCUGUUGAGAAGUGACACUCCUUGACUCUGGCAGUGUGGAAACACCCAUGUAAAGUCUUUUCAUGAGCAGUUUCCAGCAACACGCAAUCUAUAAGAGAUGAUAUUUCCUACUUCCAGUUCUUUAUCAUCAAUAGUUCUUCGUGGGUACCUUUUUAUAUCAGACUGAAAUGGGAUCAGCUGUCUUAAAAGGAAUGAGAGGAAAGUUGUGCGGCAGAAAACUGGAAAAUCUGGUGUUCUGUUCCUGGAUUUGAUGUGUGCUGGUGAGCAGGUCAUACUCUCUCCAUGCCUGUUUUCCUGUCUCUAAAAUGGGACUAGUAAUACUUGCCUAUCUCACAAGGGUGUUGUGAGGCUUAAUUAAUACAUGUUUUUGUAAAAUGCUUUUAAAAUAUAAGCUAGUGUGCUCUAAUUAUUACUGUCGUUUUUUUUUAAAUGUGUUGCUAACUUCAUGGGUUUUGCCUGUUGCUAGACCUUAGUUAACUAUAACUUUCAAAAAAUAACUAUGCCUUUCUGUGAAAUCACUUUUCAUGAUUUUGAUUGCAUGAGAUGAGUGCGCUUGUCCAGAAUGAUGAAGCUGUGUUUAACUUUUAUAGGUCUCUGUAGAGAAGCUUCAGUAAAACCCUGAAAUCGUACUUCGCACUACUGUGUAUAGUGCAGCUGACCUGUAUUGUAUUAUAACAGUUGGGCAGAAUCGUGGAUCUGCUGUGAUUGUGGCUAAAGCUCUCCUUUAUCAGAUAAUUCAAGAAAUUUCACAGGCGAGGGGUGAAAAAGCUGUUUGUAGCAGAGACUGAGAUAAGUAGGAGCAGUGGGGAAAUGAUACAUUAAUGCCACACCAGAGGAGCUGUAGUAGCAGCCCAAGCACAAGAAAUCAAAGAUUCAUGAUCAAUCUUACUUAUCACAGGGCUGCAAAUGAGACCAUUUUCAUUAUAAGGGCAAUUUUAUUCCUUUUCUGUACCACUGACAGGUUUUAAUCAAAAGCUGAUCUAGCCAAAUGUGUUCCAUCUCUCUGCUCAUUCACAGAGCUGAUUGUAAUCUCAGCAAGAACUUCCUGUCUACAGCAGCAGCUUGGAUGUAACUAUUUAUCUCCAAAGCAUUUUGAGCAUGUGUUCAGAUACUGCUGUCUCCUAUCUUUAGCACCAUCUGAUCGGGAAGGGGGGCAGAGCGCUUUGCAUGGCUCAGAAACUCAUCUUCAAUGAUCAGGAGUACAAAGUGUCCAUCUCACUUCUUCAUUCUGCUUUGUUUUUUCUCCCUUUGUUCUAAUACAGGAACUCCUGAUAAAGCUGUCUUCGUUUAAUGGAACUGAUGGGCUGACCCACAGGGCUCUGUCUUUUCAGUUUGUUGAGACAGGAAAAUGAUGUUGAGACAAGAUUUGGACUACAAGUCCUAAAUUUAAGGAGUCAGUGGUAUCAUUGAAGAGGUUUUUGGGUUUUUUUCCAAAUCACUUGUUCGGAAAUAGAAAUUUGCAAGGGAAACUUCAUAAAUAUUUUUCUAACUAAGAUUCUUUGUUGUUUGUAAGAUAUCCUUAACUUGCAUCCUUUUAAGUCAACCUGGAAGAGAUGGGGAAGUGGUAUAUUUACUGUGCAGAAAUAGAUUAUUUUUAUAUGUUAUGAUUUUUAAUUUUCUGACAGUCUAUAGAUAAAACUUCUGUGUAUGUCUUCAUUGCUAAUUGUUACAUUCAGUAAAAAUUCGCUCUUUUACCAAGCUUACUGUUAACGAAGCUCUUUUUUCCUUUUCCGCAUGCCUGCUUUUUGUAUUCUGUCCUUGUGUCUAACUCUGCCUCUCUGAGUCCAUCAUUCCUUACAGUAACACCCGACCUUCACCUUCUGAGUUGCUCUUUCCCAGUACCUCCCCUAAUCUGUCUGUCGGAGAUCAGCCAUGGAAGAGCACGUGCUGGCAGCAAUACUGUACUUCUAAGCAAUCCCACGCGAAGUUUGUGCAGGUAUACUUGAAUUGUUGUCCUGAGGCUCUGCGUGGGUUCAGGUGCUGUGCUGUCCUUGACCUGGUCAUGUUGGUCAGACAUAAUGGCUACAGAUCUACUUUUUUUUAAAUCAAAACUUAGAUUUUACUCAGCCUGAGCAUUCAUCUAGGUUGCCCCAAGUAUCUUGCCUAAACUCGGACCCUCCUGCGCUAAACAAUGUGCUUUUCUAAGAAUACAACUGAGUGCGUGUUUCCAGAGACACUCUUCUGGAGUAGGGGUACCAGCAGCCCCUGGGGUGGGUUGGCUUGCCUUUCCCCAUGGCUACAAACUGAUUUAUUCCCAAACACUGCAAUUUGCCUUUUGCCUUUUCCUUGGCUUUGCAGUAACUCAGAUGUUAUUGCGAGGUGUAGGAAUUACCAGCUGAGCAGCAUUUUUGAUCGUCUGGAGACACAGUAAGUGCUGCUUUUCUGAGCAGACCAUACAUGACACGUUGAUUAUGCUGCUGACAGGCUUGGCGUUUGGAGUGCCUUGGUUUUCCUCCUUUGACUUAAAGGUCCCAGUUGUCACAUCCAUGACUGACAAGACUGAAGACAACAUACCCCUGUGGACUUCUUGCAUUUUUGCUGUUUGACAUUCACUAAUGAGCAUGAGGAAAAACUUCUUUACUAUGAGGGUGACAGAGCACUGGAACAGGCUGCCCAGAGAGGUUGUGGAGUCUUCUUCUCCAGAGAUAUUUAAAACCCUCCUCGAUGCAUGACUGUGCAAUCUGCUGUAGGCAAACCUGCUUUAGCCAGGGGGUUGGAGUAAAUGAUCUCCAGAGGUCCCUUCCAACCCUGACCAUUCUGUCAUUCUGUAAUGGCAGGGAUGAGAAGCUAUUGUCCUAUUGCAUCUCUAUUGCUCUGGCUCCCUAGGGAGUAUCUGAAAUCCACACCCUCUGUAACAUCUUUUGGUGGGUUUUUUUCAGGCAAUGUUGUUAGUCUCGGUAAGUACCUCAUUGUCUUGCCCUUGUGUCUAAAUGCCUUUGAGGAACGGGGCCUUUUGCACAUGCAGAGAGAGCCUCUAUGAUAAGGAGCCACCAGGAGCCCUCGCCAGUGUGCAGGGUUCUCCACCGAUUUAAGAGGCACCUCCAGUCUGAAGCAGUAAGUCGGUUCCCAUCACAGCUCCUUGGUCUCUUCCUUCCUUCAGGCCUCCACAGUAGUCCAGACCUACAGUACCUUCUUCAUUCCCACAGUCUGACACAAACUGUCAUUGCCUUGAUGAUCUUGGGAAUAAGGACCAUUUUAAAGCCCUUUCUCUCACUUUUAUGUAGCGCUGUGUUAUUGGCAUCAGGGCUUUUCCGCACUCUCAGAGGUGUGUUGUUCCGGAGAAAUGGAGAGGCAGUUUGAGAUAAGUACAACAAAGACGCAUUCAGCUUUCCCUGUGGAUUAUUAAGGGAGCCACAGGAUGCCCUUUUGUAUUGGCCCUGCAUCCAGGGAGUUUUGUUAAACGUUUUUACAGGUAGAGAGGGUAAUGCGAGAGACCCAAGAUGGUUAAGCUCAGCAAGAGAAAAAAGCAAAACAAAACUAAAAGCCGGAUAAACAUGCAUGGCACAUAAUUUCUCAUAUUCAAAACAGGUUCCUCUAUUGCUGUAAAUUCCAUCAUGAACAGCAGACAGCUGUGGUAAGGAUUUUCUGCACAGAGGUUAGUGCUGCAUCCUCUCCUCCCACUUAACUAUUACAGUGCUUGUUUCUGUCUUGAAUUAGCCAGUGUGCUACUACCUGGGGUCUCUGUGGUGUCGGUCACCAGGAAACAGAAAACCCGUCUUUCUUUUAUUGUUUUUCAUUCAAAGCUGUUGGAUAAGUCCUGUUUCUGAGAUUAGAGGAGGAAAGAGAAUUGAAAAAAAAAAAAAAAAGGAUGGAAGCUUUUAUUGUAAAAUAGAGAUGUCAUCUUCAGAUAACAAGGAACCAUUUCCUUCUAUAGGAAAAUCUCCAGCUUCAGCUAUAGAUCACAUGAACUAUGGCUUCUGUCUUCCUACGCUUAAAAGAUUGAUAGAUCCUGUAGUGGUUAAGGAGCAAAAAAGAGAAGGCAUUUAAAUAUCUCAGCACAAAUGUGACAAGUCUGGAAAAAAGGUACUAGGCAGCUGUCAGAAAUGCAGGCUUAAGAGAACAACUGCCUGUCCAAACCCUCUCCACAAAAAACUGCUGCUCUAAGAAGCUAUUUCACAUUGUGGUGUGCUCUGUGGGGAUCUGAUGUGUAUCUGUUUCACGUUGAUUAACAGCAAGUCCUUUCCAAUUGAUUGUCCUUUGAAAAAUACCAUACAGUUAUUUACAUCAGCUGAGAUCUGCCAAUUGCUCUUCCCUUUUUUCUCUGUGCCCUGACUCUUUCCAGGACCUUUAGCCAUAAAUAAAGGUGGAGAUACUGACUGCUGGUGUCAAGUUGUGAAAAUGAGAGUGGGACCUCCUUUCAACGUACUGUAAAUAAAAAAUUGUUAUCCUUAGUUGUCUAGCAAGGGCUAUGGAGAGCCCCAAAUCAGGCUAUAAGUAUGUGUGCCUAGUUUUGUGUCAGGUUUUUGCUAUUUGGAUAAUGUUUUCCAUAUGUUUUAAGUGUUGCACCCUCUUGUUUUCCUCUCUGGUUCUCCUGUGAUAUAUGGGUGAACAUAUACUAGAUGUUCAGCUGCACGUCUCGAAGUGCUGUGCUGAUGUCUGAAAGACCAGCUCUUUUUAACAGAUAUUUGCCCUACACCAGAAAAAAAGAGUCCAUCCAAGCAGUAAAUCUAGAACCUAUAAAAUCUUUACAGAGCCCUGAAAAAGAUCAGAUUCGACCGCCCAUCUAUUAAUAUAUUGAUUACAGGGGGCAAAACCUAAAUUCACCAGACCUUUAAGUGCAUGUUCUGUGCAUGAUAGAGGUGACAACCAUGAGAUGGUGCUGAGUAAUUAGACCCCUCAAAACACCCAAGUAUCUCUUCUUUUCUCUACCUUGUAAAUUGGGCUAGGACUCUUAAUGCCACUGAGCUCUUGUGGCCCCACUACCUUCAUGUCCCCAGUUCUGCUCCACUGCUUUCAAGUUUUCCAGUUUGCAGCGGAAUAUUGGAGGGUGCUUUUGCUACUAGCAGUGUAGAAACCCUGCUACAACUUUGGACCAAGAAGCCAGGAGGAGGGGUAAGUACAGGUAGAUAGAUGAAAGAGAUAAGGAAGUAGGUUAUCUUUAUUUCACUCAAUUGGAAUAACGACCAAUUAAAAAUAGAAAGACUUCCUGCUAGUCAGCAUCAUUUGGUUGGAUGCAUUUCACUGCCAACUGUUGCUCAUUAGUGGUUUCACAGCAAAAGCUGAUUUUUCAUAACAGGUUGCAGUAGAAGACGAGGAAAAAUUGUGGUCACUAGCAGGUCUGCACUUGGGUAACAAUCCCAACUCUUUUAGCCUGCAUUGCCCUAAGCUUGGAGGCAAAGGAGCUGAGGGAAGCCUGCAUGGGUCCUUGUCCUCCUCUCACUGUCUCUUUUGUUCAGGACCUGCCACUCAGGAAGGUGAGUCCUGUGCUCUGCAGGGGACACCAGUGUUGAAACAUGGCUUAUGAGCCAAGCCCAGAAGAACUGAGUUUAUCUGUCUUAGGGGAGACAAAGAAUAGAGAGACAAGGAGAUAAAUAAGAAAAAUAUUGUGAUGCAGAGGACGGGGAUUUUCACGCUCUGCUUUUUAGUCUAGCUAGGACAGGAGGUUAGGGACCUAAAUGUCAAUGAAGGAGACUGGGGUUAGUCAUGAAGAAAAGCAUCCUUAUGGUAUGCAUUGCUUCAUGACACGGGUCACAUUACUUUCUUACAAGCGUGAUGACUGGGUCCCCAGCUGCAAACCAUCUGUGCUGCCCACUGAUAAACCCGGAGGUGAUAAAAACUGAAAUACUUCAGCUAAGUCUGUCUGUGGGCAUUCUGCUCCCGUACAUGCUAUGCGUCCUUCAGCCACCCGCUGCCAGGACUGACAAGCAGCACUUCUCUCUGAGCUGCUUUAGUUAAUGUGUGCCUGCUCUGGAUUUUUAUAGCUCUUAAAAAGUAGCUGUGAGUGGUAUCUUGUAUCAGAGAGAGGUUUUAUAUUACUGCUGUGAAGCUUGCCAUUGCUACCGCUGAGGAGGUGACCUUGGCACGUGUUCCCUCCCUUUCCAUCCUUGCACCAUGCUUUUCUCUUCCAGUUAAAUGCUUCAAAA
This is a messenger RNA of Cuculus canorus (common cuckoo), 19049 nucleotides long. It is a transcript of the gene EXD2, whose product is annotated as exonuclease 3'-5' domain containing 2. NCBI's taxonomy places the organism in Eukaryota, Metazoa, Chordata, Aves, Cuculiformes, Cuculidae. The record is from RefSeq and is a predicted model, not a curated record. Gene Ontology annotation, molecular function: 3'-5' exonuclease activity; nucleic acid binding. Gene Ontology annotation, cellular component: nucleus; cytoplasm. Gene Ontology annotation, biological process: nucleobase-containing compound metabolic process. The transcript is spliced from 11 exons. The coding region runs from base 10525 to 12393 and encodes 622 amino acids.